AUGGUUUCCCAUAGGCAUUUGUGGCUCUCUGUCAACCUUCUACAGGCAUUUGUGGCCCUCUGUCAACCUUCUUUAGGCAUUUGUGGCCCUCUGUCAACCGUCUACAGGCAUUUGUGGCCCUCUGUCAACCUUUUACAGGAAUUUGUGGCCCUCUGUCAACCUUCUUUAGGCAUUUGUGGCCCUCUGUCAACCUUCUUUAGGCAUUUGUGGCCCUCUGUCAACCUUCUACAGGCAUUUGUGGCCCUCUGUCAACCUUCUACAGGCAUUUGUGGCCCUCUGUCAACCUUCUAUAGGCAUUUGUGGCCCUCUGUCAACCUUCUACAGGCAUUUGUAGCCCUCUGUCAACCUUCUUUGGCAUUUGUGGCCCUCUGUCAACCUUCUUUACAGGCAUUUGUGGCCCUCUGUCAACCUUCUACAGGCAUUUGUGGCCCUCUGUCAACCUUCUUUAGGCAUUUGUGGCCCCUCUGUCAACCUUUCUACAGGCAUUUGUGGCCCUCUGUCAACCUUCUACAGGCAUUUGUGGCCCUCUGUCAACCUUCUUUAGGCAUUUGUGGCCCUCUGUCAACCUUCUACAGGCAUUUGUGGCCCUCUGUCAACCUUCUACAGGCAUUUGUGGCCCUCUGUCAACCUUCUACAGGCAUUUGUGGCCCUCUGUCAACCUUCUUUAGGCAUUUGUGGCCCUCUGUCAACCUUCUUUAG
Molecule: messenger RNA, 699 nt
Organism: Acanthosepion pharaonis
Lineage: Eukaryota; Metazoa; Mollusca; Cephalopoda; Sepiida; Sepiidae
Source: the annotation of a GenBank genome assembly